This is a messenger RNA of Salpingoeca rosetta, 4202 nucleotides long. RefSeq lists its product as uncharacterized. Gene Ontology annotation, molecular function: protein binding. Gene Ontology annotation, cellular component: ciliary basal body; axoneme; intraciliary transport particle A. Lineage: Eukaryota; Choanoflagellata; Craspedida; Salpingoecidae. The record is from RefSeq and is a predicted model, not a curated record. The transcript is spliced from 29 exons. Bases 66 to 4124 code for a protein of 1352 amino acids. Gene Ontology annotation, biological process: intraciliary retrograde transport.
GGCCAGCAACGGAUACACAAACGAAACCGACAGCAACGAAAGAGUGAGCAUCGUCAAGCAGCAUCAUGGCGAUGUUCUUUGACUUUCCCGUAUCGGCUCCCGAGUCGUACACGCCCAUCAAUGCCGCCUGGCACACCAAGCACCCACUCCUGGCUGUUGCCGCCCAAGAAAGGCGACAGGGGAUGACGAGUGGCUCCGUCAGCCUGUACACACAGGAUGGCGAACACCUGUCCGAGUCCACCUUGCAACGCGCUGCCAAGCCCACGACCAUCGCCUGGCAUCCAACCCUGAAGCUUCUCGCCACAGGGUGGGCGAGCGGGGAGCUCAUCAUGUGGAACGAGGAGACGCACAUGGCGUACGAGUGCAAGCGCAUGCACGACAACAUCACCUGCCUCACCUGGUCUCACGAUGGCAGCCGCCUCUUCUCCGCCGAUGACGAGGGCCAGCUGUGCGUGUGGCGCAUCAGCAAGACGGGCAAGGCCUCUCUGACAUAUGAACACAAGGCAGACACCGGCUUCACACACUGCGUUGCUGUGACGGCUGGCAGCGAGGACACGUCGAUGGUGUUCCUGGGCACAUUUGACAAGGGCGUCAUGCUGGCUGACGCAACCGGCGCAUGCACCCCGUCCUUUCCCGUCACAGACAAGAUUGUCGACCUCGUGUUCGACCCGGAGUCAGCGUCGCUGGUCGUUGCCACGCAAGACAUGAUGGUGGUGCACCACCACGUGGCCCCAGAUGGCGCUGUCAAGGACAAGUACGAGUUCAAAAUGUCCGGAAAAGCGUUUUCAUCCCUUGGGUUUGCCGGACCAGGGAUCCUCAUCGCCGCCACCUCGGAGAACCAAAUCAGGGUGUGGUGCAGCGAGGAGGGUGACUCAUAUUCGCUGUCCAUUGCACACGAGCGCGGUGAAUUCACCCCAAGCGACAUCAUCCAGACCGUCGCAUACAACCCGGCAAACCGCAUCAUUGCGGGGACGUCGCGCAACGGGAUGGUGUUCAUGUGGAAGUUCAAGGGCGAGGCGUUUACGGACCGGGAUUCCUGGUCGUUCCUCCCACCCAUUGAGCUGCGCGGCAGUCUUGUUGGUGCGCAGUGGGGUCCUGAUGGCCUCCUCCUCGUCAGGAAUGCGUCUGACACCGUCUCCAUCCUGCGCGAGCACAUCAUGCGCAAACACUUUUGCAACAACACAGCCGUCGUCCAGGUGUCGUCGACGCGGUUUGUGGUUGAGGUGCACAACACCAUCUGUCACGAUGUGGACGCAGACUUUGCCAUCAAGGGCCUGAGCACGGACGGCGAGUGCGUGUGCGUGUGGUCCGGCAAACAGGUCGCCGUGUUUGAGCUGGUCAAGGACGGCGAGGUCAUUCGCAACGCAGGCCAAUUCUCGUGCGAGGCGGUUGCGUGCGCGUUGCAUGCAGGCACUGUUUUCACUGCCGAGGGCAGCAAGAUCCACGCCCGCACACACCAGGGGUCGAGCAAACAGAUGCUGGUGUUUGGCGAGGACGAGCAGGUCACCCACCUCCACUGCAACAACAACUUCCUCGCUGCUGCCGCCGCCAAUGGGGUGCUGCGCGUCUGGGACCUCUCUCGCCGCGAAGCCAGGCCCCACGCGGGCCCGCGCGACGUGACGGAAGACGUGGACGGCGUGCGCGAUGUCGCCGUCAAUUGCACGGGCACACACGUCAGCUUCCUCGCAACAGUUGAUGGGAAGCCCGACACGAGCGUGUGGGUGUGGGCUGUGGAGAGUGACGCGAUCAUCAGCCAGGCGUUUGGCGUCGGUGGCCGCUGCCCCGUCUCCCAGCAGUGGGACAACACUGACGGCCGCCUGCUGGUGUGCGAGACUCAUCUCCCGUCCUCGGACGACGGCAGUGCGCACGCGGAGGCCACGACCAUCUUCAUGACGCCUGAUAACGGAAUGGUGGUCCAGCAGACCACCGCCCUGACACCGCUGGAUGUGGGCCCGCUGCUUGGCGUGCAGGUGCCUAACCUGUACUUUGCCCUGCGCGGCAAGUCUGACGAGGGCCACAUCACCCGCGCCGUCCCCAUGCGCGACUUUGCAGGCCUCGAGAACGCCGACAAGGACACCAAGGCGGCGAUGCUUGAGUUCAGCUACCAGCUCACGGUCGGCAACCUCGAUGCCGCCUUCAAGUCUGUCCGCGCCAUCGACAACGCCUCCGUGUGGGCCAACAUGGCACGCAUGUGCGUUGCCAACAAGCGGCUGGAUGUCGCUGCGGUGUGCAUGGGCAAACUCGGCGACGCCCCCGCCGCCCGCGUCCUGCGCGAAGCAGACAAGGAAGCCGAGCCCGAGGCAAAGGUUGCUGCGCUUGCCGUGCAGCUGCGCAUGUACGAGCAAGCCGAGCAGCUGUACAAGGACUGCGGGCGCUACGACCUCCUCAACCGCCUGUACCAGGACCAGGGCAGGUGGGACGACGCCGUGCGCGUUGCACUUGAGCACGACCGCAUGCACAUGCGCAACACGUACUACCGCUACGCGCAGCACCUUGAAGCGCUGGGCAGGACGGCCGACGCCAUCAAGCACUAUGAGCUGGCGGAGACGCACGCGUUUGAGGUGCCGCGGCUGCUCUUCAACGAGCCGGAGAACCUCGAGGCAUACGUCAAGCAGAGCAAGAGCAAGCAGCUCCUCAAGUGGUGGGCGCAGUAUCUGGAGUCGACGCAGGAGCUUGACGAGGCGCGCAAGUUCUACGCGGCCGCAGACGACGCGCUGUCGCUCGUGCGCGUGUACUGCUACUGCGAGGAGGUGGACAAGGCACGUGAGCUUGUCUCCACGUCCAAGAACAAGGCCGCCGCCUACCACCUCGCAAAGUAUCUUGAGGACAUGGGCGAGUUUGAGGAGGCUGUGUCCCUCUACUCCCAGGCCGCGUCAUACAACAACGCCAUCCGCCUUGCCAAGGAGCACGGGCUGAAGCAGCAAAUGCUGAGCCUGGCGCUCAAGUCCACCAAAGGGGACAUGAUGUCCGCUGCAGAGUACUACGAGUCGCAGGGCGCGUUUGACAAGGCCGUCAUGCUGUACCACAAGGCCGGCCGCGUCUCCAAGGCGCUGGACAUGUGUUUCCAGCACAACCUCUUCCAGGCGCUCUCUGAGAUUACGCAACACCUCUCUGAGGGCACGGAUCCCGAGCUGCUGGAGAAGGCCAGCUCGUUCUUCACCAACAACGGCCAGUAUGAGAAGGCUGUGAAUCUGCUUGUUGUCGCGGGGCAAUUCCACGACGCCCUCGACCUCAUCGCCCGCCACGGCGUCCACCUCACCGACGAGUGGGCGGAGAAGAUGACGUAUGCGCGUGGAGAGGUGGACAAGAAGGUCCGCAACGCGCUCCUCACCCGCAUCGCGGACGUCUGCUUCAACCAGGGGUCGUAUCAGCUCGCGACGCGCAAGUACACGCAGGCCGGGCAGCACGUGAAGGCCAUGAAGGCGCUGCUCAAGUGCGGCGACACGAACAAGAUCAUCUUCUUUGCCAAUAAGUGCCGGCAGCGCGAGGUGUAUGUGCUCGCCGCCAACUACCUGCAGAGCCUCAACUGGCGACGCGACCCGGAGAUUAUGAAGCACAUCAUCUCGUUCUACACCAAAGGCCGCGCCCUGGACUCGCUCGCGUCCUUCUACGAGGCAUGCGCCGGCGUCGAAAUCGACGACUACCAAAACUACGAAAAGGCGCUUGGGGCGUUGAACGAGGCCCUGCGGUGCAUGAGCCGGGCCAAGAUGAAGGAUCUGGACCUGCAGGAGCAGCGCGUUGCGUCCCUCCAACAGCGCAUUGAGUCAACGCGCAGGUUUGUCGCGGCGAAGCAGAUUGCGGAGGAAGAUCCUUCUGAGAUGGUCGCGCAGAUGCAGCAGCUGCUGCAGGAGCCCGACAUUGAUCAGGCCGUCCGCAUUGGCGACAUCUACGGCGUCAUCAUCGAGCACCUUGCGAGCAGGGAGCAGUAUGCAGAGGCAUACGACAACAUGCAGGAGCUUCGCAAGCGCAUUCCCAACGUCAACGUUGCCUACUACGUCAACAUGCGUGUGAUUGAGGCCGUGCACAACGCCCUGAACAUCCCGCUUGGCCAGGGCCAGGGCCCCGCUGUUGGCGGCGGCGAUGACGACGAGAUUGGCGAAGAGAUUGAAGGCCAAGACGUCUGAUGCGCUCUUAUGCGUGUGUGCGUGCGGGGUGUGUGUGUGUGUGUGUUUGUGCGUGUGUGUGUGUGUGUGUGUGUGUGU